Messenger RNA from Saccoglossus kowalevskii, 2220 nucleotides. RefSeq names its product flocculation protein FLO11-like. Lineage: Eukaryota; Metazoa; Hemichordata; Enteropneusta; Harrimaniidae. The record is from RefSeq and is a predicted model, not a curated record.
AUGGGGUGUGGAGCAUCCAAGUCAUCGCCAGACGUUACUCUGAAGGUGGACGCAAACAAGCGUCUUUCCAUUGCUGUGAAAAGACGUCAAAGUUUGGACAAACGUCACCGAGACUCUAUCGCACAGGGCGAUGUGAAAGAUGCGUUUGGUGACCCGAAUUCUAGUAGUCGUAAGGCUGAACGUUCACAUACAGCAAAAGAUGGAAGAAUCUUCCCAAUUGCUGUUAUGAUGGACGAAGCCAAGCUUGAAGAUCUUGAAGUAAGUCCUUCAAAUAGUACUCAUAAUGAUGUUGGUGUGACUAAGAAGGCGAGUGAGAACACUGUUCCACUUGCUGCUGAGAGUAAGGUCAGCCGUAGUACUGUUGUUAGUGAGAGUCGGUCCCGGCAUACUGUAAGAGGUACACCAUCAAACCGCUCCAAUGUUAACGGUACAGGUGGUUUGAGUUUAGGCAGUAGGUCCUCUGCUCAUGAUGCAGCCAAUAAUAUUGGUAUACCAACUUCCCCACCUAUUGGCAUCACUGAUAAAGGUGAUGCUGUGAUAGCACGCCGUUUGAGUGGCAACAUUCUGAUGAUGGAUGAGAACAGGGUUGCAACCGUGAUAAACCCUCAUCCUGAGCGGCCUGCGGUUGAGGUGAUUCCUCCUCCUCCAACUCGUAUUGUCAAUAGUAGAACUAGUGUUCGAUCAAGGAAAACUGACAGUACCUUGCGAAUGGAAAAGAUUGAAGAAGCUUGCGCGAUAGCUGAGAUUCUGUCUUCCAAACCUGCAAGUUUGAUGAACUUUGGAGACUCCAAAGUGCCAUCAGCAAGGGCAAGUGGUACUUCAUCCACUAGCAAGCAGCCAACCCCACCUAAUAGCCGAAGUGCAUCAUCAUCUGGUUCUCAUACUCAGAAAAUCCAGUCUCCAAAGGCUUCUUUGAAGAGACUUCAUUCAUUGACCAUUGAUGUUGGUAGUAUUAGUCCACCAGGUACUCCAACUGAAAUUUCAGGAGUUGUGAGCAGCAGUGAAACCAGUGCUAAGACCAGUCAGGUAGACAACGGUAAAACUAGCCGUCCAGCCAGUGCCAAGGCCAGCCAGGUAGACAAUGGUAAAACUAGUCGUCCAGCUAGUGCCAAGGCCAGCCAAGUGGACAAUGGUAAAAGUAGCCAUCCAGCUAGUGCCAAGACUAGCCAGGUAGACAAUGGUACAACUAGCCGUCCAGCUAGUGCCAAGGCCAGCCAAGUGGACAAUGGUAAAACUAGCCGUCCAGCUAGUCCUAAGAUAAGCCAGGAUAGCAAAGUAGAGGUAGCUAGAUCAAAAAGCAGCAGAACAGCUAGUGCUAAGUCAAGUAGUAGUAGCAGACGUUGCAGUCCAGCUGUGCUGACUCCAUCACAGUCACCUACCUUACUCAGCCCAAGAAAAUCUAUUCAAUCAAUUGGCUCAUUCAAAAGCUCAGCAGCAGUUCUGCCACCAAUCAAACCUAGUCCACCAUCAAGCCCAAGACCUUCAUCCAGGUCAUCGACAAGCCCUAACAUGCUCACUCCAAAUGCAUCUAUUCAAUUGAUUGGCUCACUCAGAGGAUCUUCAACAGUUCUGCCAUCAAUUCAACCAAGUCCGCCAUCAAGCCCAAAGAAGUCACAACAGUCAGUUGCAAUCCCAAGGGUGAUUAGGUCUGCUCGCAUAAAAUCAGUUAUUGAUUACUCUGAAAGACCACUCACUCCUCCGGCCAAUGACAAACUCAUGGCCAAAAUUAGUGUGAGUGUCAAUCCACACCAACCUAUCAAAUCACCACUAGCAAGUCCUAGAUCUUCUCAGCAAGUGCUUCCAUCAAUCAGCCCAUCAGCAUCACGGCCAUCAAGCAGGACAUCAAGGAAAGGGUCUGAUAUGUCAAUCAUCGAAUUAUGUACGUCUAAGCCAGAUGUUGAGGUUCCGACCAUUAGUCCAGCACCAAGGAACAGCCCUUUACCACGUAUAGCACCAAGCAGCUCAUCAAGAUCAUCUCCUGUUGAACAACCACUGCCAUCAACAUCCACCACUGUUCAGAUUCCAUCUGCUGAAGGACUUCUUAUGAGCACCAGUAAAAGCUUGGAAGUGGAGGGGAUUAAGGCAUCAGCAAGCGUAGGAAUCACCAUUAAUCCUUGCAGUCCUGGAACAUCUAGUGGGUCAGUUAUGAAAGUUAUAUCUGCACCUGCUUGGGGUGAAGUUGAGGCGGCAGUCAAGACGUCUGCACCUCAGGAAGACUAA